AGGUUCAGUUUUGUUUCUCUGUCACAGCUGCAGAGGUUUUAAAGAGCCGGAGCUGCGGGACGCGCCUCACAUGCACCAUGUUUUCCUGGGGAGAGGACUGUCACCAGGUCUUCUGGUCCAAACACCCCCCUGUGGACGGGUCAGCAGAGGCCAGGGUUCACCAGUUUAACCCGGGUUAUCUCAUCCGGGGCCUGUCUGCAGGACACAGUGUGCUCAGCUUCAUUAAGACCAACGGAGAUGCUUUUAUCAUCCGGACACACGAGAACAAGGACGGAAGAAGAGUCCGAGGGAAACAGAAGUUCGUGGAGUGCAGAGAGAAGCUCCGGGCUGUGAGCUGCACUGAUGACGUGGUGUCCCUGCUGACUGACAGCGGCUCGGUCCUCUGUGUGGACACAACGCGCCCCCCCUUCACACCAAGGCCGAUGAAGGAGUUGUGUAACAUACCUGUUUGUCAGGUGGCGUGUGGGAGUCAACACUCAGUCGCCCUGACUCAUGAUGGCCGGGUGUACACGUGGGGUCAGGACUCCAGGGGCCAGCUGGGUCUCGGGCAGGGGAAGCCCUUUGCCAACUCACCCCAGCAGCUCCGCUCCCUGUCGUCCACCCCGCUGGUUCAGGUCGCCGCGGGGGGGGAGCAGAGCUUCGCCCUCUCUGUCAGUGGAGGUGUGUUCGGCUGGGGCAGAAACGACCGUGGGCAGCUCGGGCUGGGAGACACAACAGACAGACGGACACCAGCUGCUGUUAAAGGUCUAAACAUGAAGGGAACUGUUCACAUUUCCUGUGGGAAGGAUCACACUGCUACUCUAACUAAGGGUGGUGCUGUGUUUACGUUCGGCUCGGGGCAGUUCGGGCAGCUCGGGCACAACUCGUUCUCUGAUCAGCUCCGUCCUCGUCUUGUUGCCGAGCUGUUGGGGGCAAAGGUCACAGAGAUCGCAUGUGGACUAAACCACACGUUAGUGUCCACAGACGCCAAGAAGGUUUACUCCUUUGGGUGUGGAGAGCAAGGGCAGCUGGGACACGGAGACGAGAGUCAUCCCUCUGUGCCGCUCCCCGUUCAACUGCCACAAGGCAGCAGUGAUGGUCCCGAUAUUAGAAACAUCUUCGCAGGAGGAAACUGUUCAUUUGCGACAUGCUCGUCUAACGAGGAAACUCAUGAGGAGCCAAACAAUGACGGGGUCAGUAAUGCCCCACAGUCUUGUCUUGAUGACAUGAUCGACAAAUGGACGUCUGAAUGUGAUGCAAAAACCUGGAAAAAGAUAAAACAGGAAAUCCACAGGACUUUUUCCACAGCAUCUUGUAUGAAUCAAAGUUUCCUGGAGAAAAGAAAAGACAAACAUUUCCAGACCUCAUCAAAGUACCACGGCAUGAACUUGUCACUUGCACGACUUGCUUUCAAGAGACUGGUGAGGAAGGACGAUGUUUUGUCAGAGGUGGUGGCUGCUGUCCUGAAGCUGCUUCCCUCUUUUGAGGAUCCAGUGGGAGUGGAGGGGUUGAGGAUCUUCUUGCUUCUCAAUGAUCUUCUUCACGUGAUCCAGAAGCUCCAUCGACCACAGAGCACCGAGCUCGCUCAGGCCGUCGCUGCUGCCGUUCUGAAGCUGUCUGCUGAGAACCUUCAGGUCAUAGGAAACUGGUGGACGACACUGUCAGCCUCCACCAUAUCUGCAUAUGUUAGGGUUUGGAAGAAAGCCCUCUCAGACCUGCUCUCCUCAAGCCCUGUUCUUCCCCGCUCCAGCUUCAGAAAUCUGUUACAAGUCCUCCAGUACAUGUACAAUGCCAACAGCAGGACCUCAGAGUCUCAAAGGCUGCCAGACAGCGACUUCUAUUUGCUCAUGGACCCAAUCUUUCUUGGUUUGGAUCUGCGUCAAUGGACUUUACAGACGAAACAGAGGAUGAUGGAUGCUGAGCCUCUUAUCAUUGGUAGAUUUCCAAUUGUGAUGGAUCUGACGUCAAAGAAAUUGAUUCUUGACACGUAUGCUGAAAUCAUCAAGCAGGAAUCAUGCAAUAAGAUCGGGUGGGAUUUCUAUUGCAUGUAUGGACUAGAACAUCUGCUUGCUGAAGAUCCGCUUUUUAGACUGGAGCUGAGACGAGCAUCCAUUUCAGAAGACACUUUUGAACAACUGGAUGCUGUCCAUCACAGGGACUACAAAAAAAGACUAGAGGUCUUUUUUGAUGAGAACUUUGAGCAAGACGAUGUCAAUGUCAACAUCAAAGACUUUUUUAAUGACGUCUUUCACGAGCUGGUGUCCGACGAAUUGGGGAUGUUCAUUUUCAACGACUCCAAAACACUUGCAUGGUUCCCUUCAAAUGCAACACACGACCACCACAGGUACUUCCUGUUCGGAGUUCUGUGUGGAUUGGCUUUGCACAACCAGUGCAUCAUAUACCUACCGUUCUCAAUGGCUCUGUUCAAGAAGCUGCUCGGUGUGAAGCCUUCGCUGGAGGACCUAAUGGAAUUCAGUCCAGACGUCGGAAAGAGUCUGCUGUCCAUCCUGGAGGAAUAUGGAGACAAAGAGUUGGAAAGCCUGGGCUUGGAUUUUUUAAUCAGCUGGGAUGGGACAGACGUUGACCUUGAUCCCACAAACCCUGAAAAAACUGUGACAAGUCAAAACAAGAAGGAGUUUGUGGACGCCUACGUGAAUCACGUCUUCAACAGAUCUGUGGAGAGUGUGUUUCUGGAGUUCAAGCGAGGCUUCUACACGGUUUACGACCGGGACUUGUUGAAGGUGUUGCGACCAAAGGAGCUGCAGGAAGUCCUGCAGGGCAAAGACUUCUGUGACUGGAAAACACUGAAACAGAACACACUUUACGAGCCGCCGUACCAUGUUGACCACCCCAAUAUGCAGAUGUUUUGGGAGGUUUUUGAUGAACUAACCGAGGAUCAGAAGAAGAAGCUCCUAUGGUUUGUGACCGGUUUUGAAAGGUUGCCCAUUCUUGGCAAUAAAAGCAUGAUCAUCAGGCUCAAGAACGUCGGUGACGUCUCUCAGGACCAGUUCUACCCUGAAACACACACGUGUUACCAUUAUCUGGAUCUGCCCCUAUACUCAACCAGGGAGAGUAUGAAAAUCAAGCUGACAGAGGCCCUGAGCAACAGUAGAAGAAGCUACAAGUGAGGCUGGAACUCUGCCGCAGGUAUUCUGCCCUGAAAAGAGGGCGGAACGUAGUGAAAACACUUUAUAAAUCGACCAAACACAAUCCAUUGUACUGUACCUGCACCUGUUUACUGGCUCACAUGACAGGUUUACAUUUCUUAAGAGGGCGAGUGGACUAAGUGGUUGUAUAAAAAAUGAAUGCCUCAAAGUAAAAAUACAUGUAUAAGAGAAGUCUUAAUUAAAAAGGGGUGAUAAAUAUUUUUAUUAAUGUUUUUCCAGGUACAUUAUUUAAUUCAACUGCAAACUUGUCAUGGGAACUUGUAAAUGUGGAUAAAUGUGUGUGUGCACAGCAGUCACUUUCAAUGCCUAUUAUAGUUUAAUUGUUCAAACAUUUUAUUAGGGUGCCUGCAUUAACUGUAAAGAAAAGGAGAUCCAAUAUGCUUUGAGGGCCUUAAAUGCCGUAAAGCUUCUAAUUGAUUCAAGUCUUUCAGAGCAUUAAUAAGGAAAUUAACAGCAACUUACAAACUCUUUAACGGCGGCCAGCAACAAAUGAGGCUUCCCCCGUCACCCCGUCUCCAUUCAUGCACUAACUAGGGAACAGGUGACGUUUAUCCUCCUACACCAUGUGACCUGAUUGUGACCUAUUGCUGGAACGAUGUGUUGACUGAAAUUCUCAGGUUGGAUGUAGAGCAAUAUUUUAAGUAUUUUUCAUAAACGUUGGGUUUUUAUUUAUUUAUUUUAAUUGAGUAACAACUGCUGUCAUCCUUCGAUUGUGCAAAUGUUCAUGUGUUCACUGUUAUUCUUUUCUUUCGUUUCUUUUUCUAUGCUUGUUGUAUUUGGAAAUUCUGGAUUUAAACUCGUGUGGAAAAUAAUAAAAGAAAUCUGACAUUU
Molecule: messenger RNA, 3977 nt
Organism: Pleuronectes platessa (European plaice)
Lineage: Eukaryota; Metazoa; Chordata; Actinopteri; Pleuronectiformes; Pleuronectidae
Product: probable E3 ubiquitin-protein ligase HERC3
Exons: 23
Coding region: 78-3107 (1009 amino acids)
Biological process (GO): protein ubiquitination; ubiquitin-dependent protein catabolic process
Molecular function (GO): ubiquitin protein ligase activity
Source: RefSeq, a predicted model, not a curated record